UCCCAGAAUGCAUCAGAACAUAUUCACUCUGUAAUGGUUAUGUUCAGAUUCUCUGCCGAUUGUGGUAAACAACGUUAGCUUGAUUUAAACACGAAGGAGUAAACAUUUCAAUGUAUUCUUCAAUUAUAUAGAAUUUCGCCUACACUGAGGAAACCGGCUUGCGUGAUGGCGGACAGCCCCGGAGAUGAUGACUUUGAAGAUUAUGACAAGCCAGGUGCAGAGAGAUCACGCAGGAGGAGAGGCGAAGAUGAUUUAGACAGUGAUCUUGAGAGUGAUUUGCUGGAGGAGGAUUGGCUGACAGCCAAAAAGGAUCCCUCAGAAGUGUCAGAUGAGGAAUUGAACGAUGACCUUCUACAAAGCGAUGAAGAAGAUCUAAACAUCGGCCAGGGCGUUAGCCUCAAUGCUACUCUAUGCGAAUUUGACCAGCAGGUGAACCCUAUAGACUACCCAGAAAAAGGAGAUAUAGAGGGGGGCUACCAGCAGGAGGGGGGAGAGUACAUGGGCGAGUACAGCCUGCCCAAUGACAUGGACAUACCAGACGGCCAAAUGGAAUACUCAGGAGAACAGGCUGGGGGCGACGGAGUGUUAGACAUUCAAAUCAAUGAGCCUCUAGACGAUGAAUUUCAAGCGGAUGAUUACUCACCAAGCUAUGGAGGUGGAGAAAAGCAGGAGGAGAAGGCAGCGCAACAGGAAGCCCCAGAGGAGGAGGAGGAGGUCUCUCAGCUCGCAGACACAGAGGCUGAGAAUGAAGCAGAGCCAAAGGAAGAAGUGAAGGAGGAGGAAGAUGAGGAUGAAGAGGAAGACGACGAUGGAGAGUCUGGCCGGUUGCGUUUCAAAACGGAGCGUAAAGAUGUCACGUCUGGUGUUGUGCGGCUGGCGGAUGCGGGAACCAAAAGACGGAACAUUCCUGAAACAUUAGAGCUGUCUGAAGAGGCCAAAGCAGGCCUGAUGGAGUUUGAGGAGAAGGAGCGCCAGAGGAAGCAGGGCCGCUUUGGAGGCCGAGGAGGAGAUAGAGGAGGAUUCAGAGGUCGAGGAUUAAGAGGGAGGUUCCCCGGAUUUGGUAUGGGAGACUUUGGUGGAGGAAGAGGACGAAUGAAUGACCUGAGGCUCCCAAUGGUGCCUCUACAUAUGGGCAUGCAGCUGUCUCCCUCCCGAAUGACUCCCCCUCACCCACGUCAUCAUCGUCAGGGUGGCCCUCGAGGGCCCUCCUUCCAGGAGCACAGCGGCGGCCCGCUGGCCCUACAGCCCCUCCUCCCCCUGCACAUGGCCCAAUGCGGGGCACCAGUCAGGCCCCAGACGGACCCACCACACCGCAUGAUGAGUCCCCCUCCCUCACACAACCACCAACAGCAGCAGCAGCCCAAGAACAUCCACAUCAACCCCCAUUUCAGGGGUCCUGCAUCCUCCCCUGCACAAGUGCCCUUGCUGCCUCCUGCCCAGAGCCAGCCCAGACCUGCUGUGGGUCCUCAGAGGUUCCCUCGACCAGGGGACUUCCAGCAACAGCACGUGCCGGGUAAUUUCGGCCAGAGGCCCCCCCAUCACAUGGAGCCCUGGAGGAACCAGCCUCCCCCCACCCCCCAGGACAGAGAGCCCUUCUUCAUCGGGGAGCCUGGGCGGUUCCCAGGGCAGCAGCUGCUCAUGUUCGAUCACCAGAACCCCGGCUUGCUCAUGAACAGUAAUAACCACCAGCUCUCCAGCCAGGGCCACAUGGCCUUCAACCAGCCACGCCCAGGGGGGUUCAACCAGCCAGGCCAGGGUCCUGGGGGCCAGCUAGGGAUGUUCCAGAGAGAGCCACCCAGACCUAACCUGCCUCCCCAGGGCCACCCCCAAAGCCACCAGGGCAUGGCCAGCCUGACUGGGCACAGUGGACCCACUAACACCAGGCUCUUCAUGGGCCACCGUCAGACCGGCUUCCCCCAGCAGCAGGGGACUCCCGGGCCGUUCCCCUCACAGCAGCUCCAGUUUGGGAUGCAGGUACGGAUGAGAGGCUUGAUGCAGCACGGCCUUCUCCACUCGCAGCUCCAGCAUCACGACUUGCCUCUAUCCCAUCAGCAGCAACAUCAGCAGCACCAUAGACAGGACCUGUCUCAGCCGCCUCUCCAGCACCACUCUCACCCCCAUCCCAACGAGCAGCGGCAAGGCCCCAUGAUGCAUCGCGGUGGGCAGGGCCAGCCCCCCUUCCACCAGCAGCAGCACGGCAGCCCCAGACAGAUGCACCCUAGCGGGCCCCGCCCCCAGAACUUCCAGCAGCGUAACGCCCCCAUCAGGCCGAGGAUGAGCCCCCCUGCCCCCAAACUCAUUCCCCAGCGCAACAGCAACCUCCGCGAGCUCCCCGUGGCACCUGGCAACCAAAACGCGAACAACGUCCGCCCGGCCUCUGCGCCAAACGCCUCCAACGUCAGGCCCGUUGCCAGGGCAAUGCAAGGAGGGGCGCGAACGGGCCUGAACCCUCGGCCGGUACCCGGCGGUGGCAGAGGAAGAGCCCAGCCUGCUGCUGCCAACAAGGCUGCAGCACAGCUACCUGGGCCACUUGGAAGAACGGUGGUUCGCAGGGAUUCCACAAGCACUCUGCCAAACACAGCAGUACAGGAUCCGGACGAGGACGAGGAGACGCGGCAGUACCGUCUGAAGAUCGAGGAGCAGAAGCGUCUCCGGGAAGAGAUCCUGAAGAGGAAGGAGAUGAGGAGGCAGAUGCAGGCCAUCGUCCGCAAGAAGGAGCUACUGGAACGCAUCAACGGCCAGGGUGACCCACAACAACAACAGCUGCAACACCACCAACAACAACUGCAGCGUCCGUUUCCUCCUAAACCGCAACAGCCCCAGCAAGGCACUUCUGCUUUCCCUCCCAGCGGCACCCCACAGACGCCCACCGCACUCCGCCAGAACGUCAAGACCCACCUGACCAAGGGUGAGCAAGCACCGGCUCCAGGCUGGCAGGGCGGCCAGCAGGGGAGCAACACUGGCCCCGGGUGCCCUGGUCCCAACCCUCACCAGCAGGCCCAGUGGCAACAGCAACACGGACAGCAGAGGAGGAACGUUACCCAGCUGAACCCUAUCAGACCAGGUGGGGCCCCUCCCAUGGGGAACAUGCCCAUUCAGGGAGUCCCGGUGGCGGGUCUGGGUUCCGGCCAGGCCCAGUCUCUGGGGCCUAAAUCAGGGGUGAAGAGAACUGUGAUGCAGCGAGCCAACAGUGGAGACGGAGCGGGUCCACAAGUUCCACAGAAAGUAAGAGUGGUCAAGCUUCUAGGAGGGGGAGGAGAUGUGAGUGGUGCCAGCGUCCCAAUCCAGCAGCAGGCCGCCAGGCCAGCCCCCCAGAUCCGCCAGUGCCCAGUGAGGAAGGUAACCCUGGCCAGCCCCCUCGGAGGACUGCCCAUACAGGGCCUGGUCACACAGGUGGGCAGAGGGGGCAUGGGCAACAGGGUGGUUGUCCCGGGGUGUGGCAGAGCCAGCGGGGCCGCGGGAGGGACGGGUCACCUGGGCCGGGGGCGCCUGAUUCCUACCAGACAGAGCCAGAGAGGGGCAGAGGACAGCCAGGCCUGCACUGUGUCCAUAGACGGCCUCUCCACAUCCACCACCGACGCGCAGCUCCGGAACUUGCUCAACUCAAUCGGCCCCAUCCAGAUGUUCAAAAUGCUGCCCCAGCAGAGGAAAGCCAUUGCCAAAUUUCACAAUCCCCAGCAUGCCUUGAGUUUCCAAGUCAGCUUCAACAGGCAUAUGAUAGAUUUGUCCCAUAUUGAUGUGUCACUGAUUGAUGUCUGAAGCCGCGCGGUAGAGGGUGGCGGCGAGUGCCCAGUGCAGGACGUCACGCCUGACGCUCAUGUGGCUUGGAGGUUCCGGUGUACAGAUCCUUCAGCUAUAUGUAACAACAGCUCUAUGGAACACACAGAACCUACACAGCACCCUCAUCCUCCUCACAACAAGCACCCCCGACCUCCUUGCCUGCUGACGGAUCUACUGAGGAAAACUUCAACACAAAGCAGCAUGUUUUGCUCAUGUUUGAAUUUCCAUAAAGGGGGAGCUUCAAUGCCGGUUUCAUAUGACAAAUAUGUUUAUGGUCACUGGUCUGGACACUUGGACAGACGUGACUAGAGGGAAGAUGCUGGAUAGUCUGUGAUUUUUCAAACUUUGACAGAAGGAAUUUGAGAUGAGUAAAAGGCUUGUGCAUCGGGCACUAACGACAACAAGAAGUAGUGGUUGACACUGGAUAAUGGUUGCUCCCCACCCUCAGCUCAGUUGUGAACACCAUCUAUAUCAACGAUUAGGGAAAAGAGUUUAGGAGAUUUAACUUGUACCUGGAGAUUUUACACAUUUUCUGAACAGGUGUUUUUGAUUCGAAGCAAGCUGCUGAUGUAGGUCUUGACUGAAAGAAAUGGGUGUAGAAUAGGUACGAAGCUUGCCACUACAUAUUUUCCUUUCUGGCAGUGCCAUUUUCCUUCUACAAAUGGCAGCAUUUCAUAAUUAUUGUGGAUUGGAUGCGAUGGGUUGACUUUUUGGGUUUAGAGCCCUUCCUCAAGUAGUGUUUCAUUCCUGAGUAAAUGGCACAGCCUAGUGGAGAAUUGAAUCCAUUUAAAAAUAUAAUCUGGUUUGAGGGUAUGAUUAUGGGGAUUCAAACUUGACCGUGCAUCAGGUAACGAUUCCAAGGAUUUUUAUUCAAAUAGAAUUUAGAUUGAUUAGCCAUGCAAAUAUAGGACGUUCUUAACCUAUUCCUAACAGAAUUUCACAGUUCUGUUAAAGAAAGCCCUUUUGACUGGCCACCAUGUCUUCACCUUUCACUUCUGGAGGAAUACUAGGCUGGAUGACAUGGAUAAAUAGUGUGUAUUUGUUAGGUUUUCUCUACAUUUUAAGGUCAUUGACGUUACGCGGAAAGACUGGUUUAAUUGUCCUUAUGAUGCUAGUGUGUCCAUUUUGACCGUUUAGCGUUACUUGAUCAUUGGAAAAAUGUGUCCUUUAAUAGGGAGCCGUUAGUUUAGUCUUUUAACUGGGUGAACAUGAAUAGGGUGUCUACGCUUGUGUGGUCUCGGAAUCCGUUUUAGACUUUAUUGACAUUUUUGGGAUGCACUCAACUUUAGUUUUGUGUAUCGUUGGCAUAUUCUGAUUUCAUUGGUACAUGUCAGGUUUAGUGGGUGUGUUCGCUCCAUAGUAAAUUGUCAUUACAGUUACAUUUUAAAGGUUUAUCAGUGUUUCCCUUAGAAUUUGUUUUAGCAGUGGUGGCAACUGUCACAGAAGGUG
Messenger RNA from Oncorhynchus nerka (sockeye salmon), 5229 nucleotides. RefSeq names its product RNA-binding protein 33-like. Gene Ontology annotation, molecular function: RNA binding. The transcript has 19 exons. NCBI's taxonomy places the organism in Eukaryota, Metazoa, Chordata, Actinopteri, Salmoniformes, Salmonidae. Bases 166 to 3759 code for a protein of 1197 amino acids. The record is from RefSeq and is a predicted model, not a curated record.